Messenger RNA from Chaetomium globosum CBS 148.51, 189 nucleotides. RefSeq lists its product as uncharacterized. Bases 1 to 189 code for a protein of 62 amino acids. The record is from RefSeq and is a predicted model, not a curated record. Lineage: Eukaryota; Fungi; Ascomycota; Sordariomycetes; Sordariales; Chaetomiaceae. The transcript has 3 exons.
AUGAUCAUUGGCGACACCAAUUCAGUGUGGGUUGUUCAUGAUAACCACUUUCGACGGCACAAGGCCAAUAGCGGCAUUCGAUUGCGUCACGGCACAAUGCUAGAGAAGCUUCAACUCUCUGUGGGCGUGGAUACCACUACAAACCGUGGCGCUGGGAUUCCUUGCUACGGUUUCCUUGCUCUCGGUUGA